This is a messenger RNA of Amphiprion ocellaris (clown anemonefish), 4791 nucleotides long. RefSeq names its product NIMA-related kinase 7 (gene nek7). Gene Ontology annotation, biological process: protein phosphorylation. Gene Ontology annotation, molecular function: protein kinase activity; ATP binding. Lineage: Eukaryota; Metazoa; Chordata; Actinopteri; Pomacentridae. Bases 318 to 1229 code for a protein of 303 amino acids. The record is from RefSeq and is a predicted model, not a curated record. The transcript has 10 exons.
UUACUGGCACACGGGUCAGUAGUGUGGUGCUGAGGGGGGCCUAGCAGCGCAGAGGCUGUCUGAAAACACGUACACAUCCCGACUGGCUCCACGGCACAGGCGCUCUCAGCGUGAAAACUUUGUAGCGCACAGGCAAAGUGCCACGCAACGAGAGAGGCCCACCGAGUCGACUUUUUUGCAGCGACCUUGGAAAGAAAGGGAAAGUCAAAACAAAGACAACCGCCAUAACCAGCAGGAGAAACUCUCAACGUGAAGAAGGAAUAGCUUAGCAACAGAGUCCCACUUCCUGAGGUGUACAGGAUCGAGCUCCUAACACCAUGGAUAUGGACACGCAGCCACAAGGACAGCAAGCAGCCGUGCCAGUGUUUCAACCCCAGAAACCAUUGCAGCCAGAUAUGGGCCACAAUUCACUGGCUAACUUCCAGAUCGAAAAGAAGAUUGGACGUGGCCAAUUCAGUGAGGUUUAUCGAGCAAGAUACCUGUUAGACAACACAUCAGUGGCCCUGAAGAAAGUUCAGAUAUUCGACUUGAUGGAUGCCAAAGCUCGGCAAGAUUGCAUCAAAGAGAUAGAUCUCCUUAAGCAAUUGAACCACCCCAAUGUGAUAAAGUACCAUGCUUCUUUUAUUGAGGACAAUGAACUGAACAUAGUACUGGAGCUAGCAGAUGCUGGGGACCUCUCUCGUAUGAUCAAGCACUUUAAGAAGCAGAGGAGGCUUAUCCCAGAACGAACAGUGUGGAAGUACUUUGUCCAACUCUGCAGUGCGCUUGAACACAUGCACUCCCGGAGAGUCAUGCACAGAGAUAUCAAGCCAGCCAAUGUAUUCAUCACAGCUACUGGCGUAGUGAAACUGGGAGACUUGGGGCUGGGACGAUUCUUCAGCUCCAAAACAACUGCUGCUCACUCACUAGUGGGUACUCCUUACUACAUGUCACCAGAGAGGAUACAUGAAAAUGGCUACAACUUCAAAUCUGACAUCUGGUCACUAGGAUGCCUGCUCUAUGAGAUGGCAGCCUUGCAGAGUCCGUUCUAUGGGGAUAAGAUGAACCUCUACUCGCUUUGUAAGAAGAUAGAACAAUGUGACUACCCCCCUCUUCCCUCAGAUCACUACUCAGAGGAGCUGAGGAACUUGGUAGAUAUGUGCAUCAACCCCGACCCGGAGAAGAGGCCGGACAUCACCUAUGUGUACGACAUUGCCAAACACAUGCAGAACAUGACACAGGGCAGUUAAGCCCAGAGUUAGACACACUAUGCCUUGCAGAACUCCUCCCAACAUCCCCUCUUGCUUUUCAUGCUGGACUCAUAAUAAACCUUUCAGCUUAUUUUCAGAGCAUAGCUCUGGAGUAAGUAGUACAUGUACAUGUAACAGAUUUUUAUUGUCAUGGAGAUGGUAUAGUCUAUAACAUGACUGACACCCUAACCUUUUCUGCCCUAGGAUAAAGAUUAUAGAGAUUAUACUUUUUUUGUCCAUGAAUCUCCCAUUCCUUAGACUUCAGUAAUGUUAUUACACUGAAAAUCAGUGUAUUGUAGCUCACUGAUGUGUUGCUAUGGCUUUAAAAAGCAUGUCAUUUUUUCAUGUAGUGAAGUAAAACUGUCCUUCAGCAGCUGCUACUAGCAGAUAUACUGAUAGAAAGCAGGUAUACUGGAGACAGAUAAAAUUUGGAAAAUUAUAACGUUCAGUGUUUUUUAGUUAAACAGUUAGUCGUUGCAACUAUGACAAAAUAUCACCUUGUAAGCUUAUGGUGUGUCAUAUUAGACCUGUAGUUAUCAAAUGGCACAGGGAAAGACCAUGAAAACUUUUAGCUAAAAUUGGAGUGAAAAGACUUUCACUCAAUAACAGCAAAUCUGAGACGCAACAGAGUGUAACUGAUGGUAGAAGUGUUGUUGUGUUGCACUUUUUACGCUGGUACUGGAAGGCUAGCAGGGUGAUCAUGUCUAAUGAAUGUAUUAGAAAAGGAAGGAUCAUUGUAGAUGGUAGACUAGAGACGUGCUAGGGGGAGAACAUGGGCAAAUGUCUCCACAACACUUUGAAUGUAAGUCAUUUUGACACCUAUGUAUUGUCUUUGAAAAAUUCAAAAUGCGUCUUUUUUGACAGCCUAGAAGGCAUGGGAGCUUGUAACAAAAGCAGUUUUACAUUCUCUGUUUACCGUAGUCACUGACACCAAAAUAUUUCAUCCUUAGUUCAACUUAGGCAAGGUAUACUGUUAUUGCAUAAUGUGAGGUUUUGUAGAGCUGGUAAAAUCACAUAAAUCAAAGUUGAACCACAUAGUUCUCCAUCGUGGUUCAAUGGAUGCAUUUGACCCACCAGAAAUGUGGUCUAACUAGACAAAAUGGUUUUAUAACGGUGUGUUAAUAAGCCAUUUACAAUGUAUUACCAAAUGGUUAAUUUGACAUUUAAAGGCCUUAAAAGAUGUUGGAUAACAUUAGUAGGUUGCACACAAAUAUUUAGAAAUGUGGUAAUAAACCAUUUACAAUGUAUUACCAAGUAGCAUUGUAAAUGCUGAAUUUAUGCAUAACACACAUUUAUUUAUGGUAAACCUACCAUCAAAAACAGUAAAAAGGCAAAUAAACUUGUGAACGUAGAAGGGAUUAUUUACAAAAGCAAUAAUGAUCUGUGUAUUAACAGUGAAAUGAUCAACAACUAAUGCAUUUAUUACAUCUAUUUUAUCAAUUUGAUAAUUGAUAAAUGAAAACAGUCUUCAUUCUUUCAUUUAUUCAUCUAGAUAUUUAGAUAUAUAUGUAUAGAUAUAUAGACAUAGAUUUAGAGAGAUGGAUAGAGAUGGAAAUAAAUGGCUACAUAGGCAGUAUUUCCAGACUUGAGAUCAGAAAUUGUCUCUUCAAACCUGUAGUCUUGUAUCCACUAUUUUGUGAUAAAGAAGGUUACAUUUUCAAGUUUAAUACAUUGUAUUGUUACUUAGAUUACUUUUACACUUGGAGGAUAUGCAGUACUUGCUUUCAAAUAUAGAGCUGCAAAAUAACUCAAGCUGAUAAAAUAGGUGUAGUAAAUGAAUCGAUUAAGCAUUUACAAGAUUUUUCAAGUGUCUUACAAACAUAAAUAAUCUACUCAUGUUAUAUAAUUGCUUUUAAGGGUUUGUGCAUGUAAACGUAACCGUUGUGUAAAUGAUUUAUUAACAUACCUUAUUAUAAAGCGUUACCACCUGUGCAAGUUGCAGUUUGUGUCUUUUUAAGAAACAAAUAUCAGAUAAUAGAUCCUUUCCUUAUGUAGCCGUCUAUGCUAGGAAACCAGAGUGUGCCUAACUUAUGUCCUCAGUUGAGAGGAAAUAAGACAAAAAUCAACAUCCAGAGCAACUUAUAUAUACAGAAAAGUGUAUGAAAAGUAUAUCAAAGACUUGGUCUAAAAAAAAAGGAAAAAAAAAUCAAUGGGACUAAUUUAGUUUUACUGUACAUAGCGAAGAAUAAAACCCUCCCUGAAUGAAUAAAGGGUUCCAGUGACCUGUUAUGCAUUCAGAAGGGUUUUUGUUUGUUUGUUUGUUGUUUUUCAUUUUUACAGUGAAUAGGUUUACACCAGUGGGUCACAAGUGGUCAGCGCUGACUAUCACUGGUUUACAUAAUAACAAUGACACAACAUCGAAGGUAUAGUAGGUAAACAAUGAUUGCUUUCUUUCAGUGUCUUAUGAAUUCUCUUUAACAUUGUCAAGUAGCCUGUUAGCCCUUCAUUGAAAUUGUAUGCCCACUGUUUUUACAGAUUUCUUUUUUUUAAUUAACAUUUGAUGUCAUUAACAUGUUAUAUACAACAUCAAAGCUUAUAGGUGUAGGAAAAUGUAAGUUAUUUUGUUUUGGUUAACAGAAUAUUUUGAUAGUAUGUUGGUAGCUACUUGUCAGAAACUUGCAGAGACAGUGUUGGCAAUUUUUGUUAGUAAUUGUACACCUUGUCCUAGAUUUACUUUUUUUCUUUUGCUUUUCAUUCCCACAGUGACAAAACCGUUUUUCCCCAUUUCAGUAAUUAUCUUAAUUUUUCAUCAUCUUCGCCCCCAGUAGUAAUCUUCUAUCUUUAUGUUCUCUGAACGACAACAUCUGUAUAGCACCAAAACGUUUCAGUAUUUUGUUGGAUUUACAGUGAAGCGAUUGCUUUAAAGCACUUUUUAGAUAUUUUAGUUUUGAUGCUAUACAGAAUUCCCUGCUAGUUUUAAGCAGAAACAUACCAAAAAUAGAUUCUUAAAUGGUUUAAGGGAAACAGAUUCUAAUGUUUCAGAUUUUCUUUUAAGCAUAUUUAAAUAUAGCACAUGAUGCAAUGAUAAUGGCUUUAAAAUGCAUUCACAUCAUGGCCUUUGGCUUUAAAAUGCAUUCACAUCAUGGCCUUUGGCUUUAAAAUGCAUUCACAUCAUGGCCUUUGGCUUUAAAAUGCAUUCACAUCAUGGCCUUUCGCAACACCAAAGUACCACAGUUACAAGGAUUAUGGCUGUAUCUGUGCAGGAAUGGUUGUGUUUUCUGUUUUUGACAAAAGUGUAGAUCCUCACUCGGGGGUUGUUUAAUACACACAAGUGCUACGUCACUUUAACAAAUAUGACUUUCUUGAUUUUAUUAUUUUUUUUCCAAUGUAUGACAGUGCUCCAGUGUGUCCCAGCCCUUCUAGCGUAGCCCAGUUUGCUUUUAUGCAUGCCCUUCGAAAUCGGUAGCAAAGAGUCCAGGUGUUGUCCAGAAAGUGAAAUAUCGACAAGUCAUAUUUAUUGUCUUGGUAGUUUAGCUGUUGUCUGAACAUUUCAUGUCAAAAUAAAUACCCACAUCACAAACACCUUGUAUGCAAACUAAAUGUAAUAAAGCUUUGAAAUUGC